CGGCAGAUAUAGAGCGGCAUAUACUAAUCUUGCACACUUCCCCGCUCCACGGAUCGCCCUACCCCUCCCAUCUCCUCUCCCACGCGUUCGCCAAUGGCGACGGCACUGGUGAGCCGCGUGGAGUCCUGGGUGCGUGACCAGGCGGCGCGGCUGCCUCCCUGGGCGCCGCCGCUCCCCGUGCCGCGUUGGCCCUGGUCCCCGCCUCGGGCGCCCUCGUGGCCGGGUGACCGCCGGCGCCAGCGGGAGCGCAUGUUCCGUGAGGAGUUCGAGCGCCGCCGCAUCCAGCUCUGCGAGCUCUGCCGCGCCGUCCGCGUCGAUACCGUCGCCGAGCUUCAGGAGUUGCUCUGCGCCAUGGUCCUCGCCGAGUGCGUGUAUAAGAGGCCUGUUUCUGAGAUGAUGAGAUAUAUCAAUAAGUUUAAAUCUGAUUUUGGCGGAAGCAUUAUUUCUCUUGAGCGUGUUCAACCAUCCUUGGACCAUGUACCACAUCGAUAUCUGUUAGCAGAGGCUGGUGACACUCUAUUUGCUACAUUUAUUGGCACAAAUCAAUACAAAGAUAUUAUUGCUGAUGUGAAUAUACUCCAAGGAACCGUAUUUCAUGAGGAUAAUGCUCAGGAUUUGGCUGAUGCCAUUGACUCUGAGCAGAAGAGUGACCAAAAUGGCGAAGAAAACAUUGGGGUAUCUUGUCGAGAAAAGCCAAAACAGUUACUAAAAUCAAAACCGGCUGCACACCGAGGUUUUUUAGCUCGUGCUAAGGGAAUCCCAGCACUGGAACUAUACAAACUUGCUCAGAGAAAGAACAGGAAACUUGUUCUUUGCGGGCAUUCGCUUGGUGGAGCGGUAGCUGCUUUGGCUACUCUUGCAAUAUUAAGAGUACUAUCGUCGGCAUCUACAACUAAAGAGGCUAAUAGGCUUCAGGUGAAGUGCAUCACAUUUUCUCAACCACCUGUCGGGAAUGCAGCAUUAAGAGACUAUGUUCAUCGAAGAGGAUGGCAAGGUUACUUCAAAUCCUACUGUAUUCCAGAGGAUAUCGUGCCCCGCAUUCUGUCACCUGCGUACUUUCAUCACUACAAUGCCCAAACACCCGAAGCAUCUUUUGUAAAUACAACCAAUGUAAAAUGUGAAGAAAAUAAGGAGACAAGUACUGAAAGGGGCGAAGAUAACAAUGGGGAGCAACUUGUUCUUGGUGUUGGCCCUGUUCAAAAGUCACUCUGGAGACUUUCAAAGCUUGUUCCCUUGGAAGGAGUGCGGAAGAGUUUAAGCGUACUUCAAAAACAAGCAAAUAUUUUUGGAAAGGCAUCAACACAGUUGGAUAGCUAUUUGCAAUCAAAGGUUGAUGAAUCAGAAGAAGAGCCACGGUCUCUUGAAAUUCAAGAAGGUUCAGAAGGAAUUGCUCUUACCCCUCUAUCUGAUAAUCGUGGAGAGUCGGCUGAAGAAAACAUUCGAUCUGAGAAAAGUAAUACAUCUGAAGUUGGAGGUUCGCAGCGAUGGGGUAGAGUACCUUCUUUCCCUUCAUAUGUACCUUUUGGUGAGCUUUACCUGCUGGGUGAUUCAUCAGUCAAUACACUUUCAGAUUCAGAAUACUCUAAGAUGACGUCGAUGCAAUCUGUUAUAACGGAAUUAAGAGAGCGCCUUCAAUCGCACUCAAUGAAGUCCUACAGAGCACGCUUCCAAAAAAUGUAUGAUGUGUUCAUGUGUGCAAAUGCCCCCCUUUUUACGGGCAUAGAGCAAUUGCAACAAUUUUCACAUCUACAACAGCUACUUGGUCUGACAGCCACAGAUUCUGUUGAACUUGGUCACAUUGUGGAGCCUCCUGCUAUUAGAACUGCCACUUCUAUUCUUCCUCUUGGAUGGACUGGCCUUCCUUGUGGCCAAAGUGCCGAACCUCUGAAAGUUGAUAUAAUUGGACACGGUCUCCAUAUGUGCACUCUUUUCCAGGCUCAGAUAAACGGAAGCUGGUAUUCAACGGUCAUUGAAACCCUACCAUCUGCUAGUUCGUAUUCAUCAGAUCAACCUACACUGCAAAAAAUGAGGAUUUUAGUUGGUCAUCCGCUAAAAAACCCACCAAAUUACACUAGUGAGGACUUCAUGGUUCCUGUGGUCACAGGUGUUAAUUUGAAUCUCGAUUAUGGAUUUGAGUCCUUUUUUGAAGAUAACGGUUGCUGCAAGGGUUUGAAUGAUUUUCUUAUAUAUGGCACAAGUGAUUUUGUAACAGUAUGUAAAGAGGUCCAUGUUAGGACCAGGAGAGUGCGGUUGCUUGGACUAGAGGGCGCAGGUAAAACUUCCUUAGUAAAAGCAAUGUUAGGGCAAGUUAAAAAAAGAAACAAUGUAGUUCUUGAGUGCAUACAUGUAGACUUGCAUGGCGAGGGCGUAUCAAAUGGAUUGUGCUACUUGGAUUCGGCAACAGUGAACUUGCAGGAACUACCUCUAGAAGUUAGGCGCUUCAAAGAAGAAUUGCAGUUAGGAGUAGAUGAUCUCAGCAGAAAAAUUGACCUAAUUAUUGUUGUGCAUAACCUAGCACAUCGUAUUCCGCAGUAUUACCAGUCCAACAAUUGUAAACCCGAGCCGGCUCUUUCACUUCUCUUGGAUGAAGCCACGGCUCUUGGUGUUCCUUGGAUUCUUGCAAUAACCAACAGAUUUGCUGUCAGUGCACAUGAACAUAACACAUUAAUCAGCUCAGCUAUGGAAGCAUAUAAAGCUUCUCCUGAUAACACCAAGGUUGUCAACUCAUCCCCAUUUCUUAUGCCAAGUUCUACAAGUAGCCUAUGUCCCAUCAGUUCAAGCAGUGGCGAUUCGGAGAACAAGGAUCCUUUAGGCAGAAGUGCUUUCCAUCCAGUAAACUUCAUGCUGUCACUGUUACAGAGGAAGGACAUUGUUAUGCAUGUGGACGGUGUUACUGCUCUUCGACAACAUCUACAUCAUGUAAUUGUGAGUAAUGAAGAACCAGCUUUUGAGGAGCUUGCUCGUAAGAGAUUGUCGCUGGAGCUUGCAAGAGAAAAGGCAGUGUCUCAUCAAGCGAAGCAGAAGCCACGAAAAAGAGACGGCUCCGUGACAGCCGCUGCUGUAGGUGCAUCACUGGGUGCAGGCCUGGGGAUUGUAAUGGCUGUAAUAAUGGGAGCUGCAUCAGCCCUCCGGAAGCCGUGAUACAUCUAUGUUCCCUAUUAAUUUAAUUAACGUACAGUUCUAAUCCAUACACUUGUCACUGAAGAAUGCCUAAUAGACGGCACUAGUGUAACCAAGGGAAACAGAGAAGAUAGGGGGAUAGUGAAAAUAGCUACCAUAGCAUAGUGCUACAUCCGUGUGUAGCAUAGGAUAGAGCUAUGCUAAUCGUGGGUAGGUGUUUGUUAUCACCGUAAGGCCUCAAACAUGUUUAUUCUACGCUGCAUGUUUCUUUCUAGAGUUGGCCAGUCCAAUUUGACA
Lolium rigidum is the source of this 3417-nucleotide messenger RNA. RefSeq lists its product as uncharacterized. The transcript has 14 exons. NCBI's taxonomy places the organism in Eukaryota, Viridiplantae, Streptophyta, Magnoliopsida, Poales, Poaceae. The record is from RefSeq and is a predicted model, not a curated record. The coding region runs from base 94 to 3141 and encodes 1015 amino acids. Gene Ontology annotation, biological process: lipid metabolic process.